GGGCUACAGGAGAGCAGUGCCAGGGCAGAGUGUCUGUCCCCUCCAGGCAGCUAUAUGCAUCCCAGACAAUAUAGAGGAAGACCAGACUGAGCAAUGGAUCUUUUUUUGAAGGGUUCUGAGGCUCAUUCUGCUGGAGUGUCCAUCCAGAGGGAGAAAGGUUGCGCACUGAGGAGACUGUGGCCGUGAUGUAAUAUCGAAAGGAUGGAGUGCUCUUGGAAAACUAUCCUUCUCCUGGUCUGUGCCUCCCUAGGCAUUCAGUACACAGCUAUCCGAUCCCUGACUACUAGCAUCAACUCCCACUGUCCUGACACACAGCCUGGGAAACACUGUCACUCUCAGCAGAGAGGUGUCAGUGGCUGCUCUGGGAUGACUGGCCCACAAGCUAAUUACCAGACACCCACCAGAAAGCACAUCCUGAUCUUUGCCACCACCAGGAGUGGAUCAUCCUUCCUAGGACAGUUAUUCAAUCAGCACCCUGCUAUCUUUUAUCUGUAUGAGCCUCUCUAUCAUGUGCAACAGGUAUUUGCAAACACAAGUACCAGAAUGAGGAAUGCGUUGGACAGACGGGCUCUCCUGGGGGCACACAGGGACCUGCUCCGCAACUUGUUUGACUGUAACCUGAAUUUCCUGGAGAAUUACAUGAAACCUGUGCCCAGGGACCAUGAGACCACCGUGUUGUUCCGGAGGGGGGCGAGUAAUGCUCUGUGUGAGCCCCCACUUUGCCAUUGGGAUCAGGGUUCAAAGGAGGUGAUUGAGCAUCUCUGUGCCAAGCGGUGUAGGGCACUGAACCUGACCCUGGCAUCACAGGUUUGUCAGGCACGACCUCAUGUGGCCAUCAAGACCGUCAGGAUCCCCGAGAUCAAAGAUAUCCGCUUACUGAGUGAUGACCCCAGGCUCAACCUGAAGAUCAUCCACCUGGUCCGAGAUCCCAGAGGCAUACUCACCUCCAGGAUGGGCACUUUCACGGACAAUUUCCGAGCCUGGAAAAUCUGGAAUGCCACCGGCAGAAAGCCGCACAGCGUGGUUCUGUCCCAAAUAGCAACCACUUGCAGCGACCUCUUCAACUCCGCGGGCACGGGGUUAAGCAGACCAUCCUGGCUGCAGGGCAAGUACAUGUUGGUGAGAUAUGAAGACCUGGCGAGGGAACCUUUCAAGAAGACCGCCGAGAUUUACCAUUUCAUCGGUUUGGACGUGGACAAUCAGGUUAAGAGAUGGGUACUUCAGAACACCAGAGGAACAAGUAGCUCGGUAAGAAAUUACAAGUACACAACCACAAGGAACUCAUCAGCCACUGCGGAAAACUGGAGACUCAACCUCUCCUUCCAGAUUGUGCAAACAGUCCAACAGCUCUGCAAUGACACUCUGAACCAACUCGGCUACCAACUGGUGCGGUCACUGAAGGAUUUGCGGAACCUGUCUAACAGUUUGGUGGAAUCCAAGACUUUUGCUCCCUUCCUAUAGCCCCGUCCUAUGCGGCCAUCAUUAGAAUGAUUAACUGGCAACCUCCUGAAGCAGAGGGGAGAUAAGUGAAGCCCAUUCAGUAGGGGGAGCCAAAAACUGUGGCUGGAUAUUGGUCUGGGUUCAGGGUGGUACACACUGGUGACCCAAGUCACAUCUACAAUUAGCCCUCGAGGACCCAUUUACAGCCCAUGGCUCCAAUUAGACUCCAGAAGAAACUUGUCCAGUCCAUGGGAGCAACUUUGGGCUAAUUGAAUCCCUAGUAGCAACACGGACGAAAAUCAGGAAGGAGAGAAAGAGGGAGCCGGGAAUUGGGAGGGAGAGGGAAUAAUCAGAAGGGAGAGGGAAUGAUUGAAGGGAGACAGAAGGAUUAGAUGGGAGAAAGGGAGACAGCAGAUAGUGGAGAGAGAGUGAAAAGGUUGAGGAAGAAGACCAAAAGAGUAAAUGAGUUUUGGAGAGGAAGAAAGAGUGUAUUGAUUUUAGAAGGGAGAGAGAGAGACUGGGGAGAAGGAGAAGGUGAAUAGGAGAAAGAGACAGAGAAAAUUAGGGAGGGGGCAGUUGGAAAAGGAAAAAGAAGGAGAGAGGUAGUCAGGCAACAUUAGGAGGGAAUGAAAGUGAGAGAUUAAGGGAGAGGAGAAUGAUGAGAAAUGAGUAAAAAACAGAGUGUGCGAAUAGGAUAGAGAAAGAGAGAGUGAAGCUCUGGGGAAGGAGAGCUCGAAAUUGUUCCUCUCAAUGGGUCAUAAACUUGUCUUUCAUUUCUGAACUGUUACUGGCAUCCUACUUUAUAGCUGAGGCUUCUAUACCAACAGGACAUACUCUUCAUAGUAAUUAAUUAUGUGAAGUAUCUACAGAUGUGCAAAUAAAAGAUUUUAUCUUAUUUUAGUAAGAGAGAGAACUCAAACAGGAGAUAUUUGGUGAUUUCAAUCUUGGGGGUGGGGGAGGUUGCACCUUCUGCAA
Messenger RNA from Rhincodon typus (whale shark), 2415 nucleotides. Its product is annotated as Carbohydrate sulfotransferase 1-like. The record is from RefSeq and is a predicted model, not a curated record. NCBI's taxonomy places the organism in Eukaryota, Metazoa, Chordata, Chondrichthyes, Orectolobiformes, Rhincodontidae. Gene Ontology annotation, molecular function: N-acetylglucosamine 6-O-sulfotransferase activity; keratan sulfotransferase activity. The transcript is spliced from 3 exons. Gene Ontology annotation, biological process: keratan sulfate proteoglycan metabolic process; carbohydrate metabolic process; N-acetylglucosamine metabolic process. Gene Ontology annotation, cellular component: Golgi membrane. Bases 202 to 1461 code for a protein of 419 amino acids.